GGUGUUUUGUGGUUUCUCUCUCUCGGGGGUGGAUCGGCGCGCCGGAGGGGGAUUGGAUCGAUCGCCUCAGCUGCAAUGUAGGCGGGCGAUCGCUUGGAUGGAGUCCAAAUUCGUGUCCAAGGCCAAAACAGUUUUCCAGAAUGCUGCGGCCAAGGCGGAGCGCAUGCUGACUGAAAUCAAGGCGGAUUUUGUAUCGGAGUUUUCCUCUCACGCACAAGAUGAGCCGGGAGAGCUUCCUUGGGUCGGGAAAACGGAGCUGGAAAAGGGUCUCGAAGAGGAAUGCCGCAGAAGAAUCCUGGAAGUUUCCAAGAGCUCGGAGUUUCUUUACUGCGAACCGGAUGGGGGAAUGCAAGUUGACAUGGAAUCUGCGAUGCGUAUCUUGGAGCUAGACAAAGACCUUCAGGCUCUGCGUUUUCACUUUGUUCCCAAAGCGAUGAAGGAGAAGGAAUUUUGGAGGCGGUACUUUGCAGCUGUCAGGCGAGUUAAACGGGGUUUAUAUUCGAACGAGACCGUACAUCCCGUUGCUAGCAUUGCCAGAGAGAGUCCCACAAAGGAUCCGGCUGAGGAGGAGGCAUAUAAGAAGGCCGUCACGGUGGCUGCUAUACCUCCAUCUAUUCUUGUGAGACGUCUCGCUUCUGCAACCGAAGUUGGAAGGUGUUUCGAAACUUGCAAGGACUUGGCUUUGUCCGAGAUAACGGAUAAAGACACUAGUGACUGGUCAUCUCUUGUCUCGGGACUAAAGAAGAUCUCUUUACGGGAAAAGGAUAAAAGGACCAAAACGCAAAUUCGGAGUUCUGGAAGGUACCAUUCUUUAUUGUGGUCGCUUUUUGACGCAGAAACUCAACAUCAAGGCAGUUUCAAGAAGUUCUUUAGCCAGCACAAGCUUCCCGAGGAGCUACACGGUGCUCCUCCUGAAAGCUUUGUUUCACAGCUAGCAGAAGUUAUUGCUGGUCUGAAAGUCGAGCACAAGAUGGCAGAGUUUUGGCUAGAGGUCAUAAAAGAGUGCAGGCGACGCUGGGAGGAGGGACAACCAAUUCCUCGCAUGCCAAAGGAUUCUAGCCCCGAUCUAAAUUACUGCCUUCUCUUUCAACAGUUACAAGUAUUGAAUUGCUGCAUUGCAAGGAGGCAUCGGCGAUGUGCUGCCUUGGAUUCUUUGAACGCUCCACAGGAGCGCUUUCCUACAGACUCUGGAAGUGAUAACCCGGAUAUGCACUUCGCCAGACUCAAAGAUGGCCAGGUGGUUCCGAGGUAUUGUGUGGAUCGACGAGCGGAAAAUCUGAUAAUGUUGGAAACUGGCGAGCCAAUAUUCUCUCCCGUUACACAGGAAGGGCCUGUUCUGACUGAAGAAUUGAUCAAAGAAACCGAGGAGCUGGUGCUGCGGACUGGAAGUUUUGGCGCUGGGUGCUCGCAGCUGUUUUCCGACAUGCAAGCGUUCAAGGCUGCUAAUCCCGGAUGUAUCCUGGAAGACUUUGUCCGAUGGUAUUCGCCGCUCGACUGGACAGAAGGAAAUCCGGUAGGAAAGGGCGAUGAGCCAUCGCUUCGGGGCUCCCUCAGCACAAGGAUGAGAAGUGAAGGUAACUUGUGGCAAGAGCUUUGGUUGUCAGCGCGUCCAGUUCCAGCCGUGAUGCAAGCGCCUCUGUUCGACGAAGAACUAGCAGGUGAGAGCACCCUGGAGGCGCUAGAAAAGAUUAGUCCUGGUGAUUUUUUCGAGCAAUUAUUUACAACAGCUGUAAGCGCUGGAUUCGCCAUAGCUGAAGCAAACCCAUCAGCUGCGAAGGAUCCUCUGCAACGAUGUCUUAAGGAAUGCCGGGACUAUAUACUCUCCACAUGUCACAAGCAUAUGGAUUCCGGAACUCUAGAAGAUCUGUGCGAGGUGUAUGAACUUAUGGAGAGGGCGAUCCGAGCACCAUCAGAGGAGCUCGCUGGAAAGGCCGAGUCCAAGACCAUCUUGGCCGAUAUCCGGAAGUUACUGCAAAAGAAGCAGAUCUCGUACGAGGACCAGCACCAGCAGCAUCCUCCCAGCAGCAAUCACCACAAUGCAGUGAGCAGCGUCGUCAAGUUCUUCGAGUCCAAGUUUGAUAGAAAGAACAAACAGGCUCCAAGUCCAAUUGAAGGCGAAGAGAAGAAGCUGUGCUCCACCGAGAGUGGCGACUGGACAAUAGUUUGAUGGUACUCUCAGCCAUCCUGUACAUAAAAGAAAGAAAAACCAAAGUGAUACGUCUAAAAUACACACGCC
This is a messenger RNA of Selaginella moellendorffii, 2236 nucleotides long. Its product is annotated as rab3 GTPase-activating protein catalytic subunit. The transcript is spliced from 16 exons. Lineage: Eukaryota; Viridiplantae; Streptophyta; Lycopodiopsida; Selaginellales; Selaginellaceae. The record is from RefSeq and is a predicted model, not a curated record. The coding region runs from base 98 to 2167 and encodes 689 amino acids. Gene Ontology annotation, molecular function: GTPase activator activity. Gene Ontology annotation, biological process: positive regulation of GTPase activity.